Hyalella azteca is the source of this 1309-nucleotide messenger RNA. RefSeq names its product oplophorus-luciferin 2-monooxygenase non-catalytic subunit. Gene Ontology annotation, cellular component: membrane. The transcript has 3 exons. The record is from RefSeq and is a predicted model, not a curated record. NCBI's taxonomy places the organism in Eukaryota, Metazoa, Arthropoda, Malacostraca, Amphipoda, Hyalellidae. Gene Ontology annotation, molecular function: protein binding. Bases 13 to 1173 code for a protein of 386 amino acids.
UUCCGACUAUAAAUGAGAAAACCAGACGAGUCCUUCCACUUUGGCAGCAAUAAACCAGGCAAGAUGAUUGGGGCGUCAGGAAUUCUAAAAUUGAGUAUUUCUUUCAUUUUGGCCGCGCUUGUUGCCGGUCGGAAUACGGCGCUCCGAGAUGGCAUACAGACGAGAGAGUGGCCAUGCCCAGUGGACGCGGAUAUUGCCCCUUGCGUUUGUACUACCGAUGAUGAUUUCAAUCUUUUCAUGGAAUGUUCUCUGGUCAAGACGUCAGGUGAAUUGACCACAAUUUUUACGGCUGACUUUCCCUUCGUUAAUUUUGUUUCAUUGACGAUUGACCACGCAGGAUGCACUGACUGCAACCUCAACACCCUUCCAGCUGAUGUCUUUGGAGGUGUUGGCUUCCAAACCAUCACAAUCACUGGAACAAAUCUUCAGACCGUCGAAGAACAAGCGUUCAGCGCCUCCCACGAAACAUUAAAGAAUCUGAGGCUAAGUUCAAAUAAAAUAAGUGCCUUCCCUUUUGAAUCAUUGGGAGACUUCAAAGUUCUCACGCAACUUCGCCUUAACGGUAAUAAAUUCAACGCCGACACCCCAAUCCCUGGCAUCGUCUCUGCUACACUUACGGAGCUGAAUCUGUCUACCAAUGACGAACUCGUCAUUACUCCCGACCUCGUCACAAACUGUCCAGAGAUUCGCAUAGUGUCUCUCAGAAACGGAAAGAUUCCAAGCGUGCCCCUCUUCGAUACAAGUCCCAUAAGCAUGUUCAACGGACUAACCAACGUCCAUACCAUCGACUUCGCUGGCAACGCCAUCACGGAAAUACAGACAAACUCCAUUGUUUCUGAAACUGAUACGCUCACCAAAGUGGACUUCUCCCACAAUGACAUCAGCAUUGUGCAUCCGACUUUUGUUACAGGGUUCUCGUCUGCUACCGGCAACACGCUCCUCAUGGCAGACAACAAAAUCAGUUUCCUGGACGAGAAAGUCUGGGCUGCGAUUUUUGAAGAACUUCCAGUAGAAAAUUCCGUUGACCUUUCGCAGAACCCAAUCCUGUGUGGCUGUGAGAUCGCGUGGCUGGUGAACAGCUCCUCGAAAAAGUCCCUCACGGAAACGACGCUGUGUGAAGACGGCGUCCAGGUCGUCAAAAACCUUCCACCGGCCGCUUUUGUCGACUGCUAAUGAAUUCACAAUGUUUUGAUGUAUUGCUGGAAUAAUAUUCAUUGUUAAUUACAUGCGAAAUUUUAUAUCGGUCCAACUCAAUAGCUUUGUAAGAAAUGAGGUUGUCUUUCAAUACAUACCUUGCUUCAAAGCAGGA